AUGACGGAUUUCGACAAUACUACCAAAAGCUACUGGAUACAGACUCCGCUUAGACCUCAACUUGUUGCAGUCUACACAAUCAUAGCCUGCCUGGCUGUGCUUGGUAACGGCAUGGUCAUCACCGUCAUGCUGCUUAGGCGACGAGUGUUCCGCUCCUUCACAAAUCGUCUCAUCCUGCAUCAGUCAGUCAUCGACUGUGUUACCGGAGUUGUGUUUUUCGUGUGGCGGGUAGUUUUACAGAUCAUCCAAAAACCAGUGUUCUUCGAGGGUAAUAUAAUAUAUGCCCAGUUAAUCUGUCGGUUCAUUACCGUAGAUUUUUUCGUGUGGUGUAUGAAUGUGACAUCCACCUACAACCUUGUCAUCAUAUCGCUGGAGCGGUUUAUGGCGACUUGCCACCCGGUAAAGCAUCGCAAUACUUGGACCUCAGUAAAGCUGAAGUUUGCCAUGGGAACUGCCUGGGCCAUUGGCUUCAUAUACGGUUCUCAAUUUGUAUUUAUGUUUGAAGUUAAUGAAGGAUAUUGUCGACCUGCGCAGUUGGAAACUGGUUUUAAGGUUUUCCAUGCCUUAGCAGGAAUUACUUUUGAAUACUUGGUUCCCGUUAUCAUUUUGAUCUAUACAUACAGCCGAAUAAUCAUCACGCUUACCAAGAAAUCUGCUAAUCCAAUGAAUGGUGCUCGGAAUACCACGAAUAAAGCAAAGAAAAACGUUCUUGUUACGACAAUGCUGAUAGGCAUAAUGUUUGUGUUGUGCUGGACACCAACAGAAGUGUUGGCCGUGUAUAUACAACUCUCGGAUGAUUGGAAAACUCCGUUGUACGAUAUCUUUACUAGCCUAGUGGCGUGCAACAUGCUCGUCAAUCCGGUCAUUUACUGCUUCAAGUACGAGAAAUUUCGCUCAGAGCUGAGUAAACUAGUACUCGAGCGGUGUCGUAGAAAUCGAGUGGAGGAUGGGAACACCAUUUCAAUGUCAGCUGCUUCCUCACGAAUGAAUACAAAUCGAAUGCAUGUUGGUGAAUCAUCUUGA
Patiria miniata (bat star) is the source of this 1023-nucleotide messenger RNA. RefSeq names its product cephalotocin receptor 2-like. The record is from RefSeq and is a predicted model, not a curated record. Lineage: Eukaryota; Metazoa; Echinodermata; Asteroidea; Valvatida; Asterinidae. Gene Ontology annotation, cellular component: membrane. Gene Ontology annotation, molecular function: G protein-coupled receptor activity. The transcript has a single exon. The coding region runs from base 1 to 1023 and encodes 340 amino acids. Gene Ontology annotation, biological process: G protein-coupled receptor signaling pathway.